AGGGGGCGCGGCCGUGGGGAGAGACGCUGGGAGGGAGGACGCGGCGGUGGAGAGGGACGCGGGAGCAAGGGGCGGCAGGAGGGAGGAGGAGGGCGCGCGGCGAGGCUGACGUGGGCCGGGGUCGCGCAGCAGGCUGUGGGCGGCGGCGGCGCGCAGCGACAGAGCGUCCCCCGGCGAGGACGAGCGAGCACGGCGCCCGCACCUCCCCGCACCGCCCGCGCUGCGCGCCACAAGGAGCGGCCGCCGCCGUUCUCCAGCUCGAGCUGCAUUCCCUCCGCGUCCGUCCCACGUUUCUCCCGCUCCGGGCCCCGCCAUGGCCCGGGCAGUGUGGUCGCGCCUCGGCCGCAUCCUAUGGCUCUCCUGCCUCCUGCCCUGGGCCCCGGCAGGGGUGGCCGCAGGCCUGUAUGAACUCAAUCUCACCACCGAUAGCCCUGCCACCACGGGAGCGGAGGUGACCAUCUCGGCCAGCCUGGUGGCCAAGGACAACAGCAGCCUGGCCCUGUCCGCCGACGCCCACCUCUACCGCUUCCACUGGAUCCACACCCCGCUGGUGCUCACUGGCAAGACGGAGAAGGGUCUCAGCUCCACCAUCCAUGUGGUCGGCCACGUGCCCGGGGAAUUCCCGGUCUCCGUCUGGGUCACUGCCGCUGACUGCUGGAUGUGCCAGCCCGUGGCCAGGGGCUUCGUGGUCCUCCCCAUCACAGAGUUCCUCGUUGGGGACCUCGUUGUCACCCAGAACACCUCCUUGCCCUGGCCCAGCUCCUAUCUCACUAAGACAGUCCUGAAAGUCUCCUUCCUUCUCCACGACCCGAGCAACUUCCUCAAGACCGCCGUGUUUCUCUACAGCUGGGACUUUGGGGACGGGACCCAGAUGGUGACUGAAGACUCCGUGGUCUAUUAUAACUAUUCCAUCAUCGGGACCUUCACCGUGAAGCUCAAAGUGGUGGCAGAGUGGGAAGAGGUGAAGCCAGAUGCCACGAAGGGUGUGAUGCAGAAGACCGGGGACUUCUCCGCCUCGCUGAAGCUGCAGGAAACCCUUCGAGGCAUCCAAGUCUUGGGGCCUACCCUAAUUCAGACCUUCCAAAAGAUGACCGUGACCUUGAACUUCCUGGGCAGCCCUCCUCUGACCGUGUGCUGGCGUCUCAAGCCUGAGUGCCUCCCGCUGGAGGAAGGGGAGUGCCACCCUGUGUCCGUGGCCAGCACAGCGUACAACCUGACCCACACCUUCAGGGACCCUGGGGACUACUGUUUCAGCAUUCGGGCCGAGAAUGUCAUCAGCAAGACGCAUCAGUACCACAGGAUCCAGGUGUGGCCCUCCAGAAUCCAGCCGGCUGUCUUUGCUUUCCCAUGUGCUACACUUAUCACUGUGAUGUUGGCCUUCAUCAUGUACAUGACCCUGCGGAAUGCCACUCAGCAAAAGGAUAUGGUGGAGGUGGCUGAUUUUGACUUUUCCCCCAUGUCUGACAAGAACCCGGAGCCACCCUCUGGGGUCAGGUGCUGCUGCCAGAUGUGCUGUGGGCCCUUCUUGCUGGAGACUCCAUCUGAGUACCUGGAAAUUGUUCGCGAGAACCAUGGGCUGCUCCCACCCCUCUAUAAGUCUGUCAAAACUUACACUGUGUGAGCACUCCCCCUCCCCACCCCAUUUCAGUGUUAACUGACUGCUGACUUGGAGUUUCUGGCAGGGUGGUGUGCACCACUGACCAGGAGGGGUUCAUGUGCGUGGGGCUUUUGGCCUGGAUCAUCCAUCCAUCUGUACAGUUCAGCCACUGCCACAAGCCUCUCCCUCUCGGUAACCCCUGCCCCCAACCAUUCACCCACCUGUACAGUCCAGCCACUGAUGUAAGCCCCACUCGGUUACCACCCCCUCGACCCCGUACCUUUGAAGAGGCUUCAUGCAGGACUUUGAUGCUUGGGGUGUUCCAUGUUCACUCCCAGGUGGGCCUGGCUGCCCAUUGCCCAUUCCUCUCACAUUGGCACAUCUGCUGUCCAUUGGGGGUUCUCAGUUUCCUCCCCCAGACAGCUCUGCCUGUGCCAGAGAGCUAGAAAGGAGGUCACAAAGGAUUAAAAAUCCAUAACUAAAGGUUGUACACAUAGAUGGGCACACUCACAGAGACAAGUGUGCAUGUACACACACGCAGAAAUAGAAACACACAUGUCACAUGGAGAUUUCAGAUGAUCGGCUCUGUAUCCGGUUAAGUCGGUUGCUGAGAUGUAGCCUGCACUAGAGCUGAAAGGAAAUUUGACCUCCAAGCAGCCCCGACAGGUCCUGGGCCGGGCCCUCCCUUUGUGCUUUGUCUCUGCAGUUCCCACACCUUUUAUAAGGCCACCCUAGUCCCUGCUUGCUGGCAGGGGGCUGGAUGGGGGGCAGUACUAACUCUUAGUGAGUGCAGAGGGCUUUAUAAAUAUCACCUUAUUUUAUCAAAACCCAUAUGUAAAGCUUUCAUCAAGGAAAAGGGCUUGCAGUGGUAGAAGAGGUUGAGUCA
This is a messenger RNA of Mandrillus leucophaeus (drill), 2483 nucleotides long. It is a transcript of the gene TMEM130, whose product is annotated as transmembrane protein 130. The transcript has 8 exons. Lineage: Eukaryota; Metazoa; Chordata; Mammalia; Primates; Cercopithecidae. The record is from RefSeq and is a predicted model, not a curated record. Bases 314 to 1621 code for a protein of 435 amino acids.